Molecule: messenger RNA, 5654 nt
Organism: Ictalurus furcatus (blue catfish)
Lineage: Eukaryota; Metazoa; Chordata; Actinopteri; Siluriformes; Ictaluridae
Gene: abcb6a
Product: ATP-binding cassette, sub-family B (MDR/TAP), member 6a
Exons: 20
Coding region: 803-3352 (849 amino acids)
Biological process (GO): transmembrane transport; heme transport
Cellular component (GO): membrane
Molecular function (GO): ATP binding; ATP hydrolysis activity; ABC-type heme transporter activity
Source: RefSeq, a predicted model, not a curated record
GGAUCUGAUUUGUCAUUAAUGUUACUGUUACUGUGGGGUAUGUAGUUCGUAAAAAUGGACUACAAGUUGAAUUAUGAGCUCUGUAUAGUUGUAUUGUAUACAAAAUGCCGGAUUUUAGUGUAUAAGGGACAUCCUUAGAAGACAAAGGAUCAUCCAGGAAUAGUUGUGAAUUAUGUGAAUUUGAAAAUAGCAGAGAAUAAAUAUAAAAAGGUGCACGUCCUACGAGGGAUGUUUACUUCCGGUAUGUUUCGUUGGCUGGAGCGGACGGGAACGUGAGACGUUAUAAAGCUACAAGUACAAGUGCGGAGAGGGUGUAGGUGAGAUGUCUCUCUUUAUUGCGCAGUUGUAGUUUCACCUGUUAUUGAGGACAUUUUGUUUUAAAAGGACUGAAUUUCCGCGCGUUACAGAAGGUGAGUUGGUCAGUAUCACAGCCCGGACCGCGGUCGUGUCCCAAACCGCACACUGCGAACUUAUACUAAUGCGUUAAAAUAAAACAAGGCUUUUUUAUAUUCUCGAUUCUGAUUGGUCAGAAGGUCUCGAUAUGACAGUAGUUCCGGCUGCGAGGCAAAUCACAGCUUUAUAUCAGUGCGCUGCUUCUAAUACCUUAUUGUUUCUAUAGCAACCACUUACACAAGGACUUAUUAUUAAUAUUUGACAGAGACAGAGAAAAAUAAAAAAAAAAAUAGAUCCUGGUGAGGAAAGGUCUGUUUAUAGAUGCUGUAACGUAAGCGAGAAAAGGAACUAACUUGUUUCGUGGAAGUCUCGUGAAAAUUGAAACGGAUAAAAAGGUUUUGUGGGGAAAAUGGUGGAACUCCGGAGUUACUGCGAGCCGGGCGUGUCCGUACAGCGAGCGUGGACCGAUGGUGGAUUCACGCCCUGCUUCUUCUUCACCCUCGUCCCCGCCGUCCUCAGCACGCUCGCCGUGCUCCUCGGCGCCCUCCACUACGUGUGCUACACUCGCUACGGCACCAACAUAGAGCCCCGAUUCGUGCCGCGUUCCCGCCUUUACAAGCUGCAGCUGGCUCUCUCGGUUCUGCUCGGCCUCCAGGCGCUGGUCUGGAUGAUAUUCCGGGUGGUAUGGGACACGGCGGUGCCCGGGUACGUGGUACUCUGUGGCUGUCUCUAUGCCCUGGUGUGGGCGUGGGCGACGGCGCUGCUGAGGGUGGAGAGGAAGAGGGUUCUAGUGAUGGACAGGACGAGAGGACACAGUGCCGUGCUGCUGUUGUUCUGGACGGCGGCGUUCGUCGCUGAGAACCUGGCGUUCGUGUCGUGGGAGAGCCCGAGGUGGUGGUGGGGGUUCGAGAAGCCCGAACAGCUGGUGGAAUUUGCGUUCUGGCUGUUUCGCUAUAUCUGCUCUGGGACGCUGUUCUUCAUCGGCCUCAAAGCUCCAGGACUGCCGCGAAAACCCUACACACUCCUUAUUAACGAGGAUGUGGAAGGUGGUGGACAGCCGUUGCUAGGCGACGCAGCACAGAACCAGUCAGCAUGGCGCGACUUUGGAAGGAAGGUGCGUCUCCUGCUGCCGUACAUGUGGCCGAGCGGCAACGUCUUCCUCCAGUUCCUCGUCCUGCUGUGUCUCGGGCUUUUGGGAACCGAACGUGUCGUCAACGUCUUCGUGCCCAUGUACUACAGAAACAUAGUGAACGAGCUGACAGUAGGAAGUCCCUGGAAGACCUUGGCCACCACAGUGUGCAUCUAUGUCCUGCUGAAGUUCCUGCAGGGAGGCGGUGCUGGUUCUUCAGGGUUCAUCAGCAACGCACGUACGUUCCUGUGGAUCCGCGUGCAGCAGUACACCAGCCGCGUGGUGCAGGUCCGCCUCUUCGCCCACUUACACUCCCUGUCUCUGCGCUGGCACCUGCAGCGGCGCACCGGAGAGGUCCUGCGCAGCAUCGACCGCGGAACCUCCUCCAUCGACAGCCUGCUCAGCUACAUCGUGUUCAGCAUCUUCCCGACAAUCGCCGACAUCAUCAUCGCCAUCAUCUACUUCAUCUCCAACUUCAACGCCUGGUUCGGCCUCAUCGUCUUCGUCUGUAUGGCGCUUUACCUCACGCUUACCAUCAUCAUAACCGAAUGGAGGACGAAGUACAGGCGAGAAAUGAACACUCAGGACAACAACACCAAGGCCAAAGCGGUGGACUCCCUGCUGAACUUUGAGACGGUGAAAUACUACAACGCAGAGGAUUACGAAGUAGGCCGCUUUGAGGAAGCCAUCCUCAAAUACCAGUCGUUGGAGUGGCUGACCAACGCGUCUCUGGCUCUGCUGAACCAGACCCAGAAUCUGAUCAUCGGCUCGGGUCUGCUGGCCGGCUCGCUGCUCUGUGCGUACUUCGUCUCCGAGGGGAAGUUUCAGGUUGGAGAUUAUGUUCUGUUCGGCACAUAUAUCAUCCAGCUCUACACACCUCUCAACUGGUUCGGCACGUACUACAGGGUCAUCCAGAAGUCAUUCAUUGACAUGGAGAGCAUGUUCCAGCUGUUUGAAGAGGAAGAGGAGGUGAAGGACGCGGUGAACGCCGGACCCCUGCUCUACAAACAGGGAAAGAUCGAGUUCGAAAACGUUUCCUUCAGCUACGUAGAAGGGAAGGAGAUUCUGAAGGACGUGUCGUUUACGGUCCUGCCCGGCCAAACCGUAGCGCUCGUGGGUCAGUCGGGCUCGGGGAAGAGCACCAUCAUCCGCCUGCUCUUCCGUUUCUACGACGUUCAGCGCGGGUGCAUCCGCGUCGACGGCCAGGACGUUACCAAGGUGAAGCAGGCCUCGUUGCGUUCCCACAUCGGCGUCGUGCCCCAGGACACCGUCCUCUUCAACGACAACAUUCGCGAAAACAUCCGUUACGGCCGAAUCGCCGCCUCCGACCAGGAAGUCGAGGACGCCGCCGUCGCCGCCGACAUCCACGACAAAAUUCUCUCCUUCUCUGACGGCUACGGCACACAAGUGGGCGAGAGGGGUCUGAAGCUGAGCGGAGGAGAGAAGCAGAGGGUGGCCAUCGCUCGCACCAUUCUCAAAGCGCCCCAGAUCAUCCUGCUGGACGAGGCCACUUCUGCUCUGGACACGCAGACGGAGCGCAACAUUCAGGCCUCGCUGGCCAAAGUGUGUGCCAACAGAACCACCGUUGUGGUGGCCCACAGGUUGUCGACCAUCGUCGGAGCCGAUCAGAUCCUCGUUGUGCGGGACGGACAGAUCGCCGAGAGAGGGAGCCACGAGGAGCUUUUAGCUAAAGGAGGGCUCUACGCUGACAUGUGGCUGAAACAGCAGCAGGCCUCCGACUCGGACUCCGCCUCCGACUCGGAAACCAAAGACAGAUGUCCUGAGAAACUCCAACCGCUGCCGUCCUCCGCAGCACACGGGCAUCACUGAGAGCUACACACUAUAUGCAGAGAGGAUUCUGGGAGUUUCAUAUUUUGCUCUAAAUCCAGCUGUUUUUUUUUUUUUUUUUUUUUAGUAUUAUACCUAUGAUGAAACACUUCUACGUCGUUUAAUGUCACGUUAAACGUAUCAUCAUGUCACCCUCUACGAAUUGUUGUGGCGUAUGCGCGAACCCCACACUCGAACCUCAAACAAACCCAUACACAAAUGUUCUAUUAGAACAGAUCUAUUGGGGUCUUUUUUUUUAAAAAAAAAAAAAAAAAAAAAGCGUACGAGACGACGUGCACGUCACGCGGGAAUUCGCUGGAACAAGAAAACUUCCGAUCUGAAAGAGUUUAUGCUUGGCGGUUUCGUUUACUCGAUAGUAGCGGCGUUUAUAUUAAAGUAAGAGACUGUCUUCAUAAUCUUUAACAGAACUUGAAGCAGGGGGAGACAUUGGUCCGCUAGAAUCGUUAUAAGAUGAAAUAUAAACUAAAAUUCACAUUUUAAGACGUUUGUGUGUGUGUGUGUGUGUGUGUGUGUGUGUGUGUGUUUUAUGUAGACAGUUGCGACACUUCUGUGCGAGAACGAAACCACGUUCACGUCAUGCGGUAUAAAAAUACCGCUUUUGAUUACUCACUAUAAUAGUUCAGCAAAAUAAAUACUAAUAAAAAAAAGCACUGACAUUAUCCGCUUAUCCAGGAUGGAUCAUUUCGUUUAUUGUGCGAUUAAAGCCAGUAAAGAAGACACUAGCAAGCUAGGCGAGUUUAGCUAGGACUAUUUUAUUGCUUAAACACUGACAUACGAAACAUUUUGAAGACGUUUUCGUUUUUUUGUUUUGUUUUGUUUUGUUUUGUUUUUUUUUUCCCCCCCGCAGUUGAAUCUUUCUGUCCGUGUUUGAUUAUUUUCUCUCAGGUUACAUAUUUAAUUUUAUGCUAGUUCGUUAGUCCUACAUGACUUUGAUUUAAAUGUGUGUAUAUUAGGAACGUUUAAAUAAAUAUUCCAUAUAUUUAUGAUGUGCGACCGACUUUAUUGUAGAGGAGGAGGGGAAAUGGGAAUAAAACGAAAGACGGUACAUAAAGUCGAUGUGUUUAAUCUAAUUUAAGUUCUUUUUUUUAGAUUAGGUAAAGUCGUCGGAUUUUUUUUUUCUUUUCAGCUGCUAAUUUUGCAGAAAUGCCAAGUUUGAAAAGGACGCUUGCGUUCGGAGACGUACGGGGUUUCGUGUUAUUUAUAUUCAAUCGGCUUGUGUUAUUAAAGAUGAUGCUCUGUAUUAAGCGCUAUUUUAUGCUAUUAUGUAAUAAAGAAGUGCGUAUACGUCGGUGUUAAAGAGACAAAGACACCACGCACGUGCUGUUAAGACAAAUGGGUGUGUGUUUAAAUGUCAGUUUCUAUUUUUAGCUUCUCAGGUCGUCUAUAUGCUCUGGAUUCAUGGACGAAGAUGCCAAAGAAAUGCUGAGAGCACAAGAGAAAGAGUUAGAUAGGGUAUGUUUAAUGUAAAGCAGGUUGUAUCUUUGAAUCUGUGACCCAUUUACAUAUUUAGAACUUUUUGUUUUGAAUGAAAAUGGCCUUUUGUAUGAGAUGCCUUGUUUUGUACGUGAUCGUGAGAGCGGGUUGUGUGCAUAUUGAAUUUAAUUUAAAAAUGGACCAUGUGAUUUUUUAUUUAUUUAUUUAUUUUUUUUUUGAUGCGAUUCACGUUUAAAAAUGAAACGUUCUUUAUUUUUCCAAAAAAUAAAUGUGGCGUUAUGAAUAAAAAUGACCGUAAAUCAGUGUAGUAUUUAUAAAGAAAUGACGCAAAACAGAAAUCUAGAAAACAUCAUUUAAUAUUCAAGAUGGCUGGGAAGCAUGGUGUUGGCGGUAGCGUCGCGCUACACAUUACCCCCUUGGCCUCUUGUUUGCUUCUCUGAAUAAGCCUUUCUCUUUACCCUGCCCAAAUAGCACAUACUACAGUACAUCACAUGCAUUUGAUGAAUUUAAUAAUAAUAUUCAAACUAUUCUGCACAUUAGAUAAAUCUUUACCAUUUACCCUGCUGGGGAGGGAAAAAAAACCAAUAGAAACCAUCAGAGAAAUUCUAAUGUUUUGCACUACAAAUACCAUUAUAAACCAUCAGCUAAUCAGUAAAACCAUUACUGCUAUCCACUAGACAUAUCAUGCCACCAAUAGAAGGCAAUACAUAUUAACAAUAGAGAUUCACAGGAACCAUUACAGUUUCAAUGAAAACCAUUACACUUCCCAUUCUAACCAUUAAAACCAUUACAAAUUAUAUGAGGGUUUCUACUGUUGUUGUUUUUCAGCAAUGUGAUCGUGAUAUUUAUU